AUGUUUGCUCGAAAACGAAUGGCAGAGGUUGUCCGGCGCGCUUUAUAUUGCUGCCGUCGAGGCCGCUCGUCGACCCGUUCCGGUCCGGCCGGGAACGUUGACGUGAUGCUGGCGAUAAUUCCGGAUAAGAGUCAACCAGUGAUUCGUUUGAAGUUUUUAUUUGCUCGCCGUCGGUGCGCUCGUCGACGACGACGGCGACGACGACGGCAGCAACGCUUGGAACUUUGGAGUACGCAUGUUUGCGUUCACAUGUACGUAAGAACGCUGCGUUCUCUGCUGCAAAAUUCGAUGCAAGUAGACCAGUUCCGUUACAGAGCUAUACUUUGUGGCGCACGCGCGAUCAUACACGCGAUUGUGACAAAUACGGUAAAAAACCGCCCUGCACAACAUGCUGAGCUACUCGUGGCUCAUUCAUAA
Strongylus vulgaris is the source of this 417-nucleotide messenger RNA. Lineage: Eukaryota; Metazoa; Nematoda; Chromadorea; Rhabditida; Strongylidae. The record is from the annotation of a GenBank genome assembly.